CAUUUUACAAGGGACACACUUUACACAACACACUUUUUCUGCGUGACUGCAAAUAAUCGUUUCAUAAUACUGAAUAAGGACAAAAACCUCAAACUUAGGAAGGUAUUGUGCGAUGAACAAUAUGCACACUUUACAAUUCCAAGGCUGUAACUCUACAUUGUUAACCCUUUCACAGAGGCUUUGUGUUAUUUUGUUCUGAGAGAAACAGCCUUUUUAAGGUCUUUUGAGAGACCAUGUCCAUGGAAUGUGGACAAACCUCAGUGCAUUAUGGGCCUCUAUGCCAUGUUGCUGAGUCAGCGGUUUGUACAAUGGGGCCACAGGUAUAAAAAGAAAGGUUUUAAACCAGUAGAAUAUCAGUUCCAGAGCAGCAGCAGCAGCAGCAGCAACAGGACCCCCACGAAGCAAGCCAAAAUGCCCAACAUGAACAGCAGGAUCGUCUUCUACGAGGACAGGAACUUCAUGGGCCGCUCCCAUGAGUGCAGCACCGACUGCCCUGACAUGUACUCCUUCCUGAGCCGCUGCCACUCCUGCAAGGUUGAGGGUGGCUGCUUCAUGCUGUAUGACCGCCCCAACUACAUGGGAAACCAGCACUUCAUGAGGAAGGGAGAGUACGCUGACUACCACAUGAUGGGAAUGGCUAAUGGUAUGAGGUCCUGCCGCAUGAUCCCUAUGCACAGGGGAUCUUACAGGAUGAAGAUCUACGAGAGAGAGAGCUUCGGCGGUCAGAGCCACGAGAUCAUGGAGGACUGUGACAACAUCAUGGAUCGUUACCGCAUGUCCAGCUGUAUGUCCUGCAACAUCCAGGACGGCCACUGGCUCAUGUAUGAGAUGCCCCACUUCAGAGGCAGGAUGAUGUUCAUGAAGCCUGGAGAGUACAGGCACUUCAGCAUGGGUAUGGGAAGCAUGGGUGGCAUGGGCGGCAUGGGUGGCAUGAGGUUCCAGAGCAUGAGGCGUAUCACCGAGUCCUGGUACUAGAUGCUGCUCUUUACAAUGAUGUAACAAGCCAUUGAAUAAAAAUAUUUAAAUA
Oncorhynchus keta (chum salmon) is the source of this 1027-nucleotide messenger RNA. Its product is annotated as gamma-crystallin M2-like. Bases 268 to 975 code for a protein of 235 amino acids. The transcript has a single exon. The record is from RefSeq and is a predicted model, not a curated record. Gene Ontology annotation, molecular function: structural constituent of eye lens. Lineage: Eukaryota; Metazoa; Chordata; Actinopteri; Salmoniformes; Salmonidae. Gene Ontology annotation, biological process: visual perception; lens development in camera-type eye.